This is a messenger RNA of Naegleria gruberi, 2132 nucleotides long. RefSeq lists its product as uncharacterized. Lineage: Eukaryota; Heterolobosea; Eutetramitea; Acrasida; Naegleriidae. The transcript has a single exon. The record is from RefSeq and is a predicted model, not a curated record. The coding region runs from base 1 to 2088 and encodes 695 amino acids. Gene Ontology annotation, molecular function: protein binding.
AUGGCAGAUUUCGAACUGGAGAUUGGUGAACCUGUCCAUGACGUGGCUGAGCUCAUUGCAUGGAUAGAUGCGUGUGAUCUCAUCAAUGAUGAUGAAGAGGAAUCAACAAAUGCUCCGAACGAUCAUUUACAGCACUCAUCAAGUGUUCAAAAUUAUGAUUUUCUCUUGAUUGGCUCGAAAGCAUUGAAGAGUCAUUGGCAAGAAUUAAAUAAUUCAACAAUGAUGGUGAUGAAGGAAUCUUUGGCCAAACAUUCUGGAUUUGGAAAGAAAAUUAUCAAGAAUCAUGUUGAUCACCGUUUUGAGAAGGACUCGGAUUGGGAUUUAGUUUGUCUGAAUAAGAAAGCACUGAUGGAAUUCUUGAAGAAUGAAGAGAUUGAGGAGAUUUGUGUUAAUUAUAUUGUACAAUUGGAGGAUUUUGAAGUGAGUGAGAAUGAUUAUUGUGAAUGGAUGAACAUUGGUGGUCAACCAACGAGAUGGAAAGAGUUUUCGCUUCGUUUAGAAAUGAAGAAUGGAUUAAUUAUUGAGAUUGAAUACUGCACUCAUCAAUAUCACCUGUUAAAGUAUUUGAAUUCAAAGAAGAUUAAUAAUGUGAAAGUUCCAUUCAUGAAUGAGUUCAAUUGUGCUCUUGCUCCUCUCGAAUUGUUGGAAAUUAUCAAAAGAUCUCAUUUAUUCUUUAAUAUUCUUAACGAUUCCUGGUUGAAGCACUUUCUUGAUAUAGAAAUGAUUCAUUUGAUUCAAAAAGUAUCGGAAACUCACGAUGUCUUAUACUUGGGCACAGCUUUUGAAGAUAACGAGCUCAUUUGGUUAGUUUAUUACGACAGGCUUACAAAACGAAUUGUAAAAAUGGCUCAAGAUGAACAGGAUUCGUAUGAUAAUUAUAUUGACAUAUACUGUUUCAAUAUAAGGGAGGAAGAGAUCCGUCAUGUUGCUCGUGAUGGUUAUUCAGAAAGUUUAUUUUCUGUUUUUGGAGUGAAUGAAAUUCAAUUAAAUCCAUCAUUUUUGGGAGACAGCUCCCAAUCUAUUGAGUACAUGUCUCAAGCUAUAGCUGGAAACAUUCUCAAAACAAGUAUAUUCCGUGUGGUCAACUCUGAAGAAUUGGAAAAGUUGAUCCUCAAAUCAAUGCAAAAAGCACUUGAUUAUAAUUACAAGACCUAUCUGUUUAUGAUUAUUAUUGAAGUGUAUUGGAAGAUUUCUGAGAGAAUAUUUGACAUGCUCCAUCAACCCGAAAGACUUGAAGCAUUAUUUAACACUAAGACUGAAAUGUUAGAAUUUAAAUUCAAGAAUUAUCCAAUUGAUUUGGAGAAGGAUGAUGUGAAGGAUAUUUCACAUCUGAAUGGUCUCUAUAUUUGCAGUCAUUACUUGCCAAUUCAUUUAAUUAUGAAUAUCAUAUCAUAUUCCCAUUCAGCUAGUGAUAUUAUCCAUCUUACUCAAUUGGACAAGAGUUGGAAUCAAAUUUUUGAAAUUCAGGAUGUCUGGAAGUAUUUGUAUUUCAGCAGAUAUCCUACUCCAUCCCAAUACUAUUCUGUGAAAUCUACUUUCCAAGCAAAGAGUUGGAAAUUGCAAGUCCUAGCCAGAUCCAAAUUGAAUAGAAUUCCACUACUGUCCAGUCAAGGAUGUAAGGGACUUGCCGAAGUAUUCAAGAGCAAGUUUAUUGGAAAAUCAGAAGCUUUCAAACAAUUCAUUUCUGAUUUUUAUGCAAACACUUACAUUGUGAGCAAGAAGGAAGUUAAUAAUUCUUCUGAUGAAUCCAAAACCUUAAAAGCAACUUUAAUGAUUUUCUGGCCAAGACAAGCUCCACUCCAGGUUGACUUGGAAGUUUAUCUUGAUUAUGCUGAGUACAGAUCUGGAGAUAGUAAAGGAGGUUUCGGUAGCAGAGAGAAGGUCACAGUUAGAUACUUGGGAGGAAAGAGCUCAUAUUAUUCAAAUCAACCUUUAAUUCUCAGGUCAAUCACCAACCCUGAAGACUUUAUUGGAAGGUACUAUCUUUCAAUAUUGAGUCAACAACAAUAUGCUUCUCUAUUUUCAACUUUGGCAGUUUUAGGAUUUGGAAAGAAUUGGACAAGUGAAGUGUUGGGUUAUUCGUGGUAGAUUAAUUUUCAAAAUAUUAUUUAAUUAAAUUCAUCAUUCAAUUC